AUGGCACCCGCAAGCGAGCAAACAGAGCCAAAUACAAAAACUCAACCAAAAGAACAAGCUGCUGAUUCAGAGUCACAACAAAACAUUCCUUCACUACCAAAUAAUUCGCUUCAUACAACCUCCAAUCUUCCGACACCUCUGUCUAUAUUUGGUUUUCGAUCAUAUCUUCGUAACUUUUAUGAACCUACAAUGCCUAGCAAUGGUAAUAGCAGCUCGAUUUCACCGAGAAAUGAAAAACCAAAGCUAGACGAAAUAUGUCUACAAUGGUGUCUACAAAAAGAUACGUAUAGAAAUGAGGGAAAAGAACCUGACUGUCGGAUGCUCUGUCUGAGACGUAAAAAAGUGAAAGAGAAACAAAUGUUUGUAAACGGUGAAAUCAGUGAAGACGGAAUCAAGGAUACAAUUAGCAUUAAAAAGGACGUUGAUAACGGAGGAAAAGGGAGAGAUAGUGUUGAGCCUAAGACAUCGGGAGAGCAUCUACAGUAUCGAUCACGUUGGAAUUUUCUAGAUGGUUAUCAUUUAGCAUAUAUUAAAGGUGCAGAAUCAUGUCAAUCGCAUACCGAAGAAAUGAAAGGUAGCAUUCCAAAUGCCUCUUCUGACAACACCAAUACUCUUACAGAAGAUCAAACACAAUCUACUAAAAAUCGGACACCUCAGAAAUCUACUAAAGAAUACGAAAUUGAUCUCGGCGAAAAAUUUGAAAAUACCACGACAGCUACUAGGCGUGUAAUAACGCGAGCAUUCACGCCUGGUUAUGAAUUGGCAAAAAGGUACGUCGAAUCGUGGAAUGAUGGAACACAGACGGCAUUUUUUAGACGAUUUUCUGAAAGCGUUCAACGAUUGGAUGCUGUUUAUUUGGUGCAGGAUAAUGUAAAGAGAGCAUUUGAGGAGUGGGUAAGGGGUAGUGGAGAUGGCAACAAUGGAUUUGGUGGUGGUGUAAUCGGUGGUAAUAAUGAAAAUAAAAAAGGCAACGAUGCUGAUCACGGAAACAACGAUAAUUAA
This is a messenger RNA of Ambispora leptoticha, 1002 nucleotides long. The record is from the annotation of a GenBank genome assembly. NCBI's taxonomy places the organism in Eukaryota, Fungi, Glomeromycota, Glomeromycetes, Archaeosporales, Ambisporaceae.